UCUGCAUUCUGCAAUUGCAUCUCAGUUAAGAAUUCCUUAAUACAACACAGCCAUCACGAUGAAAACUACUUGUCAAACGCGAAUGUGAGAUCCCUCCCAAUCCAGUUCGCAACCCCGAUUGCUCGCGUCCGACAGCUUGGAAUAUGGCCGAGCCGACGCCAUCCGCCGCUCCAGGCAAGGCGCAUUCGAGCCCGGCGAUCCCCGUGGGGCUCAACGAGGCCGCCCUCGACUCCCCGACCUUCCGCGCCGUGACGGUGCACUUCGCCGACCAGGUGGACGGCAUCGAGCGAUGGCUCGACGGCUACGUGCGGACGACGUCGAAGCUCGCCGCCGACAUGCUCGCCCUCGAGGAGACUGUCAACACCCACCUCUCCAAGAUGAUGCCGCCGCCCUCGGGCGCCGACGCCGUCGUCGACCCGGAUUACACGCUGUUGGCCCUGCGGCGGGCGGCCGACGGGUCGCGGCAGUGGUGGACGCAGGUCAUGGGGUCGGCGCGGCGGAUGGAGACGGUCAUCUCGGACCCGAUCCGGGCGUUCAUGGCUGGGGAUCUGCGGGGGUUCAAGGAGGCGCGGCGGGCGCUGGAGGCGGCGCAGAAGACGUUCGACACGACGCUGGCCCGCUACGUGGGCCAGUCCAAGACCAAGGAGCCGUCGGCGCUGCGCGAGGACGCCUUCGCCGUCCACGAGACCCGCAAGGCCUACCUCCGUGCCUCGGUCGACUUCUGCCUGCUCGCGCCGCAGCUGCGCUCCGGCCUGGACCGCCUGCUCGUGCGCGUCUGCGCCGACGUCUGCCGCGAGGUGCGCCGCUCGGCCGACGGCGCCGCCGCGUCCUCGGCCCGCUGGGCGGGCGAGAUGGAGCGCGUCCGCGGAUGGUCGAAGGAGAUGGAGGCCUCGGAGCCCGUGUUCAGGCGCGAGCUGCACGUCGCCGGCCGCGACGUCGCAGAGAGCGCCCUGGCAAGCCACAAGCCGUCGCGCGAGCUCGAGGACUACAGCACCUCCACCGUUCCCUUCCUCGGGUCAAAGGGCCCCAUAAGCGUCCAGCGCAAGGGCCAGGGAGGCGCCCUCAUCUCCGAGAAGCAGGGCUGGCUGUUCCUGCGCGUCCUGUCGGGCAAGCCCGUCCGGACGAGCUGGGUGCGACGAUGGUACUACUGCCGCGACGGCAUCUUCGGGUGGCUCGUCCAGGGCCCGGCGGGGGUGCUCCAGGGCGACGAGGUCGGCGUCCUCCUCUGCAGCGUGAAGCCCGCCGUCCAGGAGGAGCGCCGGUUCUGCUUCGAGGUCAAGACAAAGUCCCAGACCUUCAUGCUGCAGGCCGAGACGCAGGCCCAACUUAUGGAGUGGCUCGAGGUCUUCGAGGUCGCGAAGACGAACGCCAUGGACGCGAGCAUGGGUCGGGACAACGCGUCGCUGCCGGGGGGUGUCGAUCCUGCUUUCGCGAUAACCCCUCCGUCCAUACCCGAGUUUUCGGCCAAGUCUCUCGAGACCAUUGCGGAGGACGGCGGGGCCGGCAAUGAGAGAGCGGGAACGCUGCCCGUUCCUGCGGAUGUCGGACUUACGACGCGCACCAGCAUGGACUUCAAUCCUGGCGGGCCCCGUCGGUCGAUAACGAUGCUGGGGCGCGAAGAAGGGGAAACCGGGCGUGAGCACGCUGCUCGCAUCAUGCAGAAGCUCGACCUCCAUCGCAAGGCGACCUUUGCGGACCCGGCGUCGGGGGCCUCCCCGAAUGCGGGCGGCAUUGCGAGUCUCAUCUCUGCCAGUCAUACCCUGAUCCCCAGCAGCUAUCACCCGAUGGCAGUGAAUACAUCCCCGCGCCAGCAGCCCUCGGUCCUUGGACCAAUCCAUGAACGUCAAUCCGGCAACCUGGCUCCCCUUACCCUGGCCAAGCCUCCGGUCUCGACCAACCUCAGCAGACCUGCCGUUGCUGCCAGCGCUGAACGUGGACUCUCUGCCAGCGGGCCGCACGGAGUGUCCUCUGCCGUCACGGCCAACUACUGGGGGAGCAACCCGUGGAGUUCCUCCAUCUAUCCAUAUAGGUCAGAGGCGCGCAAGCCUUCCGUAACUGAACUCAUUCACGCCUCUGGCCAGGCCGGCGAUACCCACACUCCUACAGAGGCCGGACACGAUCCGAGCUCUUCCGCUGGUCUCGGGCAUCGGAGGACCGUCAGUGUGGACACCAAACCAGCUGCCGUGCGGGUUCCUGACAAGGUGGUCGCCGAGGCGUUCCCGCCGAGAUAUCCGCCCGAACUCAGGGUUCAGCACGCGCAAUUUAGACUGCUGUUCCCGACUGUGCCCCAGCACGAGAAACUCGUCCUGGUCUUCAAUGCCGCGUGGUCGAGCACUUCGGAAGAUGCAAAGGAGAACAGAGGGCUUUCCGGGAACGGGCGCAUAUUCGUCACGCCAGAUAACAUGUAUUUCUACGGACACCAGAUGGGGCUCGUCCUUCUUUACGCCAUCAGCUUGGACAUGAUCACCGAGGUCACGGCGGCGCCGGGAAGAAACUGCGACUACAUCUUCCUCCAUCUCAGCCAGGACAUGAACGACACAGGCCUGGCGCGGAUCACCAUCAAGAUAUUCCUCGAGAAUCUCCCACUCCUACACGCGCGACUAAACCUCCUCAUCGACGAUCUCCAGGCAGAAGAGCCGAUGGAGCUUCCCGAGCUUGUGUCCGCCUUGACAAGACUCGAGAGGGAGGACUACGAGAAGAAGAGUCCCAGCGUCGAGAGCUGGGACGAGAUAUCGACCGGCACUCCACUCGAUGACGACACUGCCCCGGGGAGACACGCAUCUCGGAGACUACGCGACCUGGGCUUUGACUACCGUUCCUCGAGGGGCUCUCGGAAACCCGUUUCCAAACUCCAGCUGCCGGCCCACCGUGUCGUGUACGAGCCCGAGGGCAUGGGGCAGAGCGUCGCGGAGAGGCACUUUGAGAUCAGCGCAAAGGCGUGCUUCCACGUCCUGUUCGGGGACAAGAGCUUUAUCUUCCCCAAGCUCUACUUUGAGCGGCGCGCCAAGGAGAUUGCGCAGGGGCCGUGGGAGCUGCAGGAUCACGGCAGGAUGAGGCGGCAGUUCAAGUUCAAGGUCGACUACGUCGACAUGCUGGGGCGGCCAAAGCCGGGCGAGGUGGUCGACCAGCAGACGGUCGACCUCUUCACGGACCACGUCACGUACGUGGUAACGCACGUCAAGACGCCGUGGCACCUGCCGCACUCGCAGGCGUUCAAGCUGGUCACCAAGGUGGUCAUAACUCACGUGGCCAAGUCCAAGUGCAAGCUGGCCAUAUAUACAAAGGUGGACUGGUCUAAGGCGCCGGCCUUCUCCAAGAACAUGGUGCAGCGGCAGGCACUGGACGACGCGGCCAACGAUGCCGAGGAGCUCGCCGAGAUCGCGACGGACCAGGUGCGCAAGCUGGGCCCGCACAGCCGGACCAAGCGGGCGAUCCAGGUGUACGGCAACCUCGGGCAGCAGAAUCAGGUGGUGGUGUUCACGCCCAACGAGGCCGAAUCGGCCAAGAAGCCGCAGAUCAAGCCGCGAACGCUCACGGCGAUGCUCUUCGAGACGGCGCGGUCCUUUAUGGAGAGCGCCAUCUCGUCGGUCAUGAUGUGGGCGUUUGCGGGGGUGAGGAAGCUGUUUGGCAUCUUCACGGCGCACCGUGUCAUCCUGCUGUUGCUCGCUUCCAGCGCCAUGUACAACCUCGUCGUCGUCUCCCAGGGGACCUCGACCUGGUGGACCGAGCGGAAGGCUGCGAGAUACAUGGCCCGGAUCGGCGUCGGGCCGAACGUCAUGAUGAGCAAGGCCAUCUACCUCGCCGACCUGGAGGAGGCGUCGCGGGCGACCUCGGUCGGCCUGUCUGUGCCGCAGGACAGCAGAUGCUACGCAACAUUCCAACACCUCGUCAUCAACGCAACAGACAUGGACGCACCGUACGACGAAGGCUCGGCACCGGAGGCCAGAUCGUCGUCGUCGGUCGCGAGCGAGGCGACGGCGCGGCGGAUCCGGCGGGCGCGGCAGCGGCUCGGGGCGCACAGGCACGACCUCGUUGUGGCGAUGCGCAUCGUCAACGGCGCCGAGAGGGAGCUCGUGCAGUCCGAGUGGGAGAGCUGGCUCGCCGACGAGAACGCGCGGUGCGACGCGGCGCGGGCGGUGUUCCGGCAGGAGGAGCAGCGGGGGCAGAAGGGGCAGCAGGAGGGGGGCGGCGGUGGUGGUGGUGGUGGUGGUGAUGGUGGCGAUGCUCACAGUGAGCGGCAGAGGGAGGAGAUGAGGAGCUGGCAUCGUGAGUAUUGCGGAAGCUGUGGGGAGGAUCAGAGGGGCCAUCACGUUCAGCCCUCCCCGCCAAAACAACCCACCCACAUCUCCCCAAUGGCCCACCACGACCCCUUCAAGUCCCUCGGCCCCAUCGACUGGUCAACAGUAACCGACCAAGAAGCAGCAGGCUCCCUCCCGGCCCUCCGCGCCUCCACCCUAGCCGACGCGCAAACCCUCAUCAACUCCAUCCCCGGCGCCGCCGCCGUCCCUCCUCCGCCUCGCCACACGACCGGCCGCGCCCGCGCGGCCACCGACUCCGCCGUCGACUUCGACAGCAACAGCAACAGCAACAGCGGCGGCGGAGCCGACGCCCUGCUGCGACGCGAGUGGAAGGCCGUCCGCGCCGUCGGCGACAACCCGCACCUGAUAUCCGUGCACCGGCUCGCGGGCCGGGACGGGCGGGGCGCGUGGUUCGCGAGGCGGAGCGUGCAUCCCUGCCGCGCCAGCGGGGGUCUGUUGGGGUUCGGGCGGUGGAGGGAGGGGUUGGAGGGGGAAUUUGAGGAGACGAUGAGGAGGGCGAGGGAGGGGGGUGGGGAGCCGGGCACGGGGAAUGUCAGGGGGAUUGGGGCGGAGAGGAGGGUUGAGGAGAGGGAUUUGGGGGGUGGGGGGGCGCUGAAAGUGUAUCAGCUAUCGGCCAGGUUCCCUGGGCCGACCACGCCGCGGGACUUCGUCACGCUCCUGUUGACGUCGAAUGAUCCGCAAGGCGAUGACGAUGGAAACAACAUGAACCGGCGCCCCAGGCAGUUUAUGGUCAUAUCAAAGCCGUGCAUACACCCGGACUGUCCCCAGCGGCAGGGCUUUGUCCGAGGUCAGUACGAGUCGGUCGAGGUGGUAAGGGAGAUACCGGUGGACAAGCCCCUGAGGCGGGUGCGGUCGUCGAUAGAUCUCGGCUCGGACGCCUUCAGUCGAUCCGACUCCGGCAACCCGGGCAAGGGAGCUCUGCUCCGGUCGGCCAGGCAAACCGCCAGCAACAGCGGCAAUCUGCAAGCCAGACCGGACAACCGGAUGGUCUCCUUCGCGGCGGGGCCGGUAAAGGAGUCUAAGAGCGAGGCCGGCUCGGAUGACGAGGACGAGCCGGAGAUGGCGAUUGAGUGGCUCAUGAUCACACGCAGCGAUCCGGGCGGGAGUGUCCCGCGGUUCAUGGUCGAGAGAGGGACGCCGCCAGGCAUCGUCAACGACGCCGGGCGGCUGCUUGAUUGGCUGUCUCGGAAGCAAUCCGAUACCGCACGUCGCGAAGCCAUAGAGGCGGGCGGGGCGGGCGGGGCGGACGCGGACGAGCCAGAUGAGGCGAAGACAUCAGCUCUGCCCGGGGAGACGAAGAUGAUGACGACAAAUCCGGGACAGGCCCGAGCAGCGGACGAAGCACCCAAUGCAGGCCCCGGCGGUUUCUACGGCAUGAUCACGAGCGCCCUGGAGGCAGCCGGUUCGGCGGUGGGCACCGAGGACGACGACGAAGACGACACGUCAUCGAGCGCCAGCUUCGCCUCCGCCGAGGAGGGCGAGCCGUCGUCCUCCAUCGCGGGCUUCGGGAGUGUCCCGGCGGACGAGGUGGUCUCCUCGUCUCGGUCGGCCCGGUCGGCUGUCUCGGGAGAGUCGCAGGUGCCCUCGGCGGCCUCGACGUCGGCGGCGCAGCGCGACAAGACGCUCCGCAAGCUCGAGGAGCGGCACCGCAAGGCGCGCGAGAAGGCGGCGCGGGAGCACGAGCGGGCGCUGGCGAAGCGCAAGGAGGGCGAGGAGAAGGACGCGCAGGCGGCGGCGCGGCUGCGGGACAAGCACGAGAAGGAGCUCGCGAGGCGGGAGGAGAAGUACAUGCGGGAGGUGCGGAAGCUGGAGGAGAAGCGCGCAAGGGCGGCUGAGAGGGAGGGGAGGGCUGGCCUGCAGGCUGAGCUGGAGAGGACGAGGGCCGAAAGGGAUGUCGCGCUCAAGCAGGUUGAGAUGCUAAGGGAUCAGGUGGGCGAACUGCAGACACAGAACACGCGGCUUGUCGCGCGGAUGGGGAAGAUGGGCGGCAUGGCGGGUGCUGAGGCUUCCUGGGACGAUCUGCGGAAGGCGCCCGGCCAGGAGACGAAGGCACGCUCUCACCAGGAUUAAGAGCCCUGGCAUAUAUCUUCUUAGGUAUUUUAUGUGGCAUCUUGUGUGAGACGGUUGGGUUUCUCGUUAUUAUAUAACAUUGCUAUGCCCUUUAGACGCGAUACAAAGACUACCAGCGAUAAGAAUUCAGACAAUGGAUAUGUUUCAGCGGGAAUGAUUGAUAGUUUGCCCGCGCCCUUUCCGUCACCAUUAGAUGAACGACUCCUCGACUUCGUGGUCGAGCUGGGACGUGCAUAGCACACUCAGAUAAACAAACCCCCUACAUGAUAUCCCGACACUCGGAC
Messenger RNA from Phialemonium atrogriseum, 6673 nucleotides. RefSeq names its product putative PH domain-containing protein C19A8.02. Bases 144 to 6389 code for a protein of 2081 amino acids. The record is from RefSeq and is a predicted model, not a curated record. Gene Ontology annotation, cellular component: cytoplasm; endoplasmic reticulum; plasma membrane. The transcript is spliced from 6 exons. NCBI's taxonomy places the organism in Eukaryota, Fungi, Ascomycota, Sordariomycetes, Cephalothecales, Cephalothecaceae. Gene Ontology annotation, molecular function: protein binding.